Molecule: messenger RNA, 2007 nt
Organism: Populus nigra (black poplar)
Lineage: Eukaryota; Viridiplantae; Streptophyta; Magnoliopsida; Malpighiales; Salicaceae
Product: UDP-glucuronic acid decarboxylase 1-like
Exons: 7
Biological process (GO): D-xylose metabolic process
Cellular component (GO): cytoplasm
Molecular function (GO): NAD+ binding; UDP-glucuronate decarboxylase activity
Source: RefSeq, a predicted model, not a curated record
ACUUUUUAUCAACGGAAAAACAAACAUUCCAUUUCAUCCAGCAUGAUAAAAAACAUGGCGGUCCUCCUCUUGGCUUCCCCAAGAAUAGAAGAAGAAACCACUGAUGCUUCAACCCAACACAACUAGUCCUCUCUUCUUCUUCUUCCGUCUCCAAAACUUUGAAAACAAGAAAUCCCAAUUCCCACGAUGAUGAAACAAUUACACAAACAAACAAGCGUAAAUCACAGGAGAGACGAAGAAAUCCCAACUUCCCAAUCUUACUCUCCUAAAAUGCUUAAACACCCCAGAUCUCUCCCUAGAUCCAUUAAUUAUCUCUUCAAAGAACAGCGCCUUCUUUUCAUUCUUGUUGGCAUUUUAAUUGGUUCUACUUUCUUCAUUUUUCAGCCUACUCUCUCCCGCCUUAACCCUUCUGAUCCAACCACCCAUUCUUCUCUCUCCUCUUCAAUUUACCAUCGCAACCAAGAUUCCUCCUCUGGGUCCUCCAGAUUUUUCUCUAAGAGGACGUUUCCAGGCCGCGUCCCAGCUGGGAUCGGCCGGAAGAAUUUGCGUAUCGUGGUUACCGGUGGGGCUGGAUUUGUUGGGAGUCAUUUGGUGGAUAAAUUGAUUUCGCGGGGUGAUGAGGUUAUUGUGAUUGAUAAUUUUUUUACAGGAAGGAAAGAGAAUCUGGUUCAUUUGUUUGGGAAUCCGAGGUUUGAAUUAAUUAGACAUGAUGUCGUUGAGCCUAUUUUGUUAGAAGUUGAUCAGAUCUAUCACUUGGCUUGUCCUGCUUCGCCAGUUCAUUAUAAAUAUAACCCAGUCAAGACUAUUAUAUCCUUUUUAUGAAGUUGUUACGCUUUCUUAAUUGUCAUUAAUGUUAAUUAUACUAAUGUGAUGGGCACGCUUAAUAUGUUGGGUUUGGCGAAGAGGGUAGGGGCGAGGUUUUUGCUAACCAGUACGAGUGAGGUUUAUGGAGAUCCGCUUGAGCAUCCGCAGAAGGAGACAUAUUGGGGAAAUGUGAAUCCAAUAGGUGAGAGGAGUUGCUAUGAUGAAGGAAAACGGACGGCAGAAACACUAGCCAUGGAUUAUCACCGAGGUGCAGAUGUCGAGGUGCGUAUUGCUCGCAUAUUUAAUACAUAUGGGCCUCGCAUGUGUUUGGAUGAUGGACGUGUUGUCAGUAAUUUCGUUGCUCAGGUCAUUCGCAAACAGCCAAUGACUGUUUAUGGGGAUGGGAAACAAACUAGGAGCUUCCAAUAUGUUUCUGACCUGGUUGAUGGGCUGGUGGCUCUAAUGGAAGGCGAGCAUGUGGGACCUUUCAACCUUGGCAACCCAGGAGAGUUCACUAUGCUUGAGCUUGCAGAGGUUGUUAAGGAGACCAUUGAUUCAAGUGCAACAAUAGAAUUCAAACCCAACACUGCUGAUGAUCCACAUAAGAGGAAACCUGAUAUAAGCAAAGCGAAGGAGCUGCUGAAUUGGGAGCCAAGAAUUUCUUUGAGAGAAGGAUUGCCUCUCAUGGUGAAUGAUUUCCGGAAUCGCAUUUUGAAUGGAGAUGAAGGGAAAGGGCUUUAAAUAAAAUGAUCGGCAGAACUACGAUGUAUAGUGUCAAGACCUUGUCAAUAUCUUGAUUCAUUUAGUGGCUGUCUUCCGUAAUCCAUGUUUGCAUGGAAUUUAUAGCAAGGUGCCACUUCAGCUGGAAGAUAUACGUGUUCGUCGUUCCUGGUACUUAUUAGCACAAAAUCAAAAUAUCAGUGUAGUUUUUCCCUUGCAAUGUUUUAAAUACCGUGUCUUAGCUUGUAUUAAAAAAAAUUCUGAAGUUUUGGUGUGGAAAACAUAGCGAUGAAGGAAUACAUAUCGUGUCAUAACUGGGCCUUCUCUCCUCAUGUGAAACUGCUGCUCUCUUUCUGAGCCAGUCUAGAUAUGGUGCAGGCCCUGAAUAUUGCUACACAAGCCCUCUGUUUUUGUAAAAUUUAUAUCAAAGAAAGUUUAAUUUAUUUUUCCAAAGUUAAAUAAAGUUGAAUUUAUUUAAUUGAA